Messenger RNA from Pichia membranifaciens NRRL Y-2026, 1182 nucleotides. RefSeq lists its product as hypothetical. Gene Ontology annotation, biological process: tRNA modification; mRNA pseudouridine synthesis. The coding region runs from base 1 to 1182 and encodes 393 amino acids. The record is from RefSeq and is a predicted model, not a curated record. Gene Ontology annotation, molecular function: RNA binding; pseudouridine synthase activity. NCBI's taxonomy places the organism in Eukaryota, Fungi, Ascomycota, Pichiomycetes, Pichiales, Pichiaceae. Gene Ontology annotation, cellular component: mitochondrion. The transcript has a single exon.
AUGGAUGGAGUAUUUGCUGUUAAUAAACAGUCUGGUGCCACUUCAAGGGCGGUUUUGGACCAACUGAAUCGAAUACUAUCUUCGUCUAAGGUCUCUCAAGAGUCGUUACAAAAGUUACAAAACACCAGAAAACAAGCACAGGGUAAGCAACGUAUCAAAAAAUGGAAAACAACAAAAUUAAAGAUGGGACAUGGUGGUACACUUGAUCCCUUAGCGUCGGGUGUUUUGGUCAUUGGUGUUGGUUCAGGGACUAAGAAGUUGGGUGAUUACACCAACGGCUCUGUGAAAAAGUAUGAGUGUGUUGGGCUUUUGGGCGGAUCAACGACGACAGGAGACAGCGAGGGUGAGCUACUACUGAAAACUGAGGUUGAUCAUAUUACCAAUGAUUUACUUGAACAGACCAAGGAAAGAAUGGUUGGAACUUUAGACCAAACACCUCCAAUUUUCAGUGCUUUGAAAAUGGAUGGUAAAAGGUUAUACGAGUAUGCCAGAGAGGGGUUGCCUUUACCUCGCCAGAUUAAAAGUAGAGAAGUCAAGAUUACCGAUAUGGAUAUCAAGAAUGAUACUUUAACAUCGGAACACGAAUAUGUCUUCUUAAAGAGUGAAGUAGAUGAAAACGGAAAAACACUUGCCGAACAAUUAGCCAACAACCCAACGUUGAACGACCAUCCUGUUCCGUUUUCCAGAGAAUGGAAAGAAAAACAUAAAAAUGACAAUUUGCUACCGUUGGAAAUGCGUAUAAUAAAGGAUUCUAAGAUGUAUGAAGACGAAGAAUACCGUGCCCCUUUACUUCACUUUGAUGCGACUGUUUCAUCAGGUACCUAUAUCAGAUCUUUGUUAAGUGAUAUGGGACGGGCCGUUGGGUCGAGCGCUUACAUGGUUAAGUUGGUCAGGUGGAAGCAAGCUGAGUGGGAGCUUAAUAAAAACGUUUUUGAGAUGGAAGAUUUCAUCAAAUACGGCGAAGAGAUUUGGGCUCCUGUCUUAGAAAAAGUUCUGAGUUCUAGGGAUGGUAAUGUCAACGUCAGGGAGGAGAUGGAGAAAUCUAUCAAGGCCCAUCCAGAAGCAGUAAAGCUUGAAGCUGAAAAGGUCGAAGGAGAAGAGGAAGAAGAGGGAAAGAAAAAGCAAAAAUUAGAACUUAGUGAAGAUUACGGGGAACCUUCUUCGAAAAAGCUAAAAACCUAA